AUGAAAAGAACGCGCCGGAAAGCGUUGUUGAAUGACGAAACAAAAGACAGUCGCCUGCUGUCGCUCCCGGACGAGCUCCUUCUGCUGCUUCUCGCCCGGGUGAAACACCCGUGCGAUCGCUGCAGCGUCGCUCUCGCCUGCUCCCGCCUUCGCCGCCUCUCCCGCCGCACGCCCCACUCGCUCAACCUCUUCUUCGUCUCGCCUUUCCAGUAUCGCAACGUGCGCAGCUUUCUCAAAGCUUUCGACGAUUUUUCGAGGGUAUUUACCCACAUCAUCUCGCUUACCGUGGAGGUUUGCUCGAUCCGAGGAAGCGAGCUGCUGGCGAGCGUCGGUGCGAGCUGCCCGAAGCUUGAAAAGCUGAAGCUCGUCGCGAAAUGGGGGGAUUUUCACAUGAGCGCUGCUGCGUGGAUGAAGCUCGCCAAGCAAUGCCCCCUCUUAACAUCGCUGGAGCUCCACUCUCCAUUCGCCCGUCGCCCCAUCAUCUACCUCCAUUCCACUGGCAACCCUCUCCCUCCUGUCCACGCCUUCCCUGCUCUGCACUCCCUCGCUCUCCUCAUCCCUGCCUCGAAACUAACCCCCCUCACCCGCUGCUCCUCCCUCACCUCCCUCACACUCUGGAACCCCCUUCCCUCCACCCUCUCCCUCCUCGCCUCCUCCUCCUCCUCCUCCUCCUCCUCCUCCUCAUCUGUCCGCGCCUCCCUCAACUCCCUCACCCUCCGCUCCGCCAAGCUCGAAUCCUGCCUCGCGCCCCUCGCAUCCUUCCCUCGCCUCGUCUCGCUCUCCUUCCUCUCCUGCACCAUCGAUCCCUUCGACCUACACGCCCUCGCUCGCUCCCUCCACACACUCACCCACCUCACUAUCCACAACUGCCCCUUGGUCUCCAGCCACGCCCUAGCAGCCGUGGUUGAAGCCAACCCAGCCCUCGCCUCCCUCUCUCUCCACGGCACCACCUACCGCCUCUUCACCGCCCCGCCUUUCCGCUCUCUCCUCCACCUCUCCUCGCCGCGUUUGCACACGCUUGAGCUCUCAGGCCUGCCGUCCUUCCGCCCGGGCAUGCUUGCGCACUGCAGCGGCCUGCAGUCCCUUGUGCUUAACGGACUGUCGGAGACUCUUCCGGCGCCGAGGGAGGGAGAUGCUGAGACUAGGAGUGGAGAAGGAAGGGAAGGAGGAGGGGGGGAUGGAGAGGGGGAGGGGGGGGGAAGCGUGGUGCUUCAACGAGUGUCGUUGGAGAGUCUUGUGGGCAUGCUGGUGCGCGUGGUGCAGAGGGGAGGGGAGGUAGGAGGGGAGGCAGGAGGGGAGGAAGGACGGGAGGUUGGAGAGGGGGGUAGAGGGGAGGAAUGUGAAGCACAAGAGGUUGACAGGGUGGAGGGAGCAAAUGGAUGUACAACUACUGCUGCUGGUGCCGCACUAGCAAGGGUGGGAAAAGCAGCAGGGCUUGCAGCAGCAGCAGCAAUAGCACCACGGGCAGGUGGUGAUUCCAGAAACGGUGAAGAAGAACGAGAGUAUGUGGACAUCAGAACAGCGGCAGCAGCAGCCCGAGCCGACCUCAUAGAGGCAAGUCGAGACAUGGUCACUCUCAUGGAAACGGCCAAGGAGUGCCACACAGCCGUGCCGUCCGCUGCUCACUGGGCGCGCAUGGCGCGGGCACAGCCCCUAGACGCGCUGUCCGAGAUCAAAUUCGCCAUCGCUAAAAUCAGAUCGGGCAUCUCAACGUGGCGGGCGCUGCGAGUGGCCGUGAAUCAGAAAGACGCGGCGGCGGCGCGCGAGGAGUGGCUCGAGGAUGCGGUGAGUGGGGCGUUUGCUGCUGCCACGACUGCGGGUGUGUUUGUGGGCACGCGAAGCAGGGUAGGCGAGGGGGAAGGGGGGUUUGUGCGUCUGGAAGACUUUGACGGAUUGCUUCCGGGUGAUGAUGACUUGCUUGUUGAUGCCGCAGAAACAACAGUAGCAAAAGGAACGCAAUGGGCAGCCGAAAAUCAGUGGGCAGCAGCAGAAGAGCACGGAACAUGGGAGGCAAAUCGUGUGGCAUCUCCGGGAUUCCUGUGGAUGUGGUGUGCCCUCCCUUACACUCCUUAA
Molecule: messenger RNA, 2073 nt
Organism: Closterium sp. Yama58-4
Lineage: Eukaryota; Viridiplantae; Streptophyta; Zygnematophyceae; Desmidiales; Closteriaceae
Source: the annotation of a GenBank genome assembly